Molecule: messenger RNA, 2934 nt
Organism: Cladophialophora immunda
Lineage: Eukaryota; Fungi; Ascomycota; Eurotiomycetes; Chaetothyriales; Herpotrichiellaceae
Exons: 3
Coding region: 218-2587 (789 amino acids)
Molecular function (GO): oxidoreductase activity; copper ion binding
Source: RefSeq, a predicted model, not a curated record
GAGCCCACAACCCAUGGCUUCGCGGCAGGCCGAUCAGGUUGGCCAAUCUUCGAUGGGAAGGUGAAAAAGACCCAAACGGGGCCAGAGGUAGAGUGAUAUACAACCCCUACCCGCGCCUCAGUUUGUUUCUCUUCUUCUCCUUCUAUCUCGCACGCAUCAUAUUCCUUCAAGUCACUCCUUUGUGCGGGCAAAUCUGCCUGCGUCCGUUCGUUCAAUUAUGCGUUCUUUUCCUCUUUUCUUCACCGCUGCUGCGGCUGGUCUCGCAAGUGCUUCCACCUGGGAGUCCGAUGUCACCGUCACGGCCACCUCUACGCGAACUCACACAAUCUGCCCGGUAACGCAGGUCCUCACAUGCGACGCUUCGGGUCCCACGGAUGUGGGAGCGGGUAAUGGCUGGCACCCUGGCCAUGGAGACAACGGUGCCGAGGAUGCCUGGGCCUCACUCUGGGAUGCGCAGAAGUCGAAAUAUGGUAUCGGAAGCGACUGGAACACCGCGACCGCUACCGGUGGCCGUCCUGACAAUGGAUGGGGAAAUGGUGGUCAUGGUGGCCAUGGUUCCACGCCAUCCACCACAGAGGGCUCAGGUCCUUCGUCCACUGGAAGCGGUGGUUCUGGUUCAGGACCAAGCAGUUCUGGCUCCGGAGGCUCUGGAUCGGGCCCGAGCAGCAGCUACAGCUACAGCUAUACCUCGCCGACUACCAGCGGUGGUUAUGUCCCGACCUCGUCUUCCACCCCUACCACUACGGCAAGCUCUGGCGCCUGUCCGACUUAUACCCCAGUUAAAAACGCUACGGAUGACUACUGCAACUCGGCCUCUGAUCGCUCUGUCUGGUGCGACAACAAGGAUAUUAACAGCGAUUACUACAGUGACUACCAGACCGGCGUCACUCGUAAAUACACGUUGACAAUCACCAACACCACAUUGGUGUUUGACGGCACGGGUCCUAAGCUCGCUCUUGCGAUUAACGGCCAAGUACCUGGCCCCGUGAUUGAGGCCAACUGGGGUGAUAUGGUCGAGGUCACCGUGAUCAACCAACUGCAAGACAACAGCACGUCGAUUCACUGGCAUGGUAUCCGUCAGCUCAACACCAACGAUCAAGACGGUGUUCCUGGUGUUACCGAAUGUGGUAUUGCUGGAAACGGUGGCAGCCGCACAUACACAUGGCUUGCAAGCUCCUACGGCACUUCUUGGUACCACAGCCAUACCUUCGCUCAAUACGGCGACGGUAUCCGUGGUCCCAUCGUCAUCCACGGCCCUGCAACAUCCGACUACGACUACGACAUGGGUACAGUUAUGAUUGAUGACACUUUCCCCAUCACCGCAGCUGCCAUGGCAUCUCGUAUUGCGCACGUCGGACCGGGUGGCUCCUUCAACACCCUCUUCAACGGCAUGAACAAGAAUCCUGAUGGGACUGCUCCUGGUGGAACUCCUUUCUCGUGGGGUGUCAAGCCUUGCAAGAAGCACUUGUUCCGUAUUAUCAACAGCUCCGCCCAAAACAGCUACAUCGUUGGUUUCGACAAUCACACAAUGACUGUCAUUGCUGCUGAUUUUGUACCCAUCGUGCCCUACACUACCACAACCCUCAACAUUGCGACUGGCCAGCGAUUCGAUGUGAUUGUCCAGAUGGACCAAGCACCCAGCAGCUACUAUGUUCGUGCAGUCAUUCAAACCGGAUGCCCCUCAGGUGGUGCCAACUCUGGCCUGGGAACUGCUAAUGCAAUCAUCAACUACGAAAAUGCUACUCCAGUCACCCCAGUCAUCUCGACCUCCAUCACCAAUGUCACUGCCAACAUCUGCCAAGAUGAGCCUCUUGCUUCCCUGGUACCUUACCUUGAGAAGCCUGCUGGCACUGUAACCGCAUUCCAGGGCUCCGCAUCCACCAUCCCUGCUGGCUCCGUGACCUCAGUUGCAACCAAUGAUGACGGAACUGUCUUCCAAUGGUACAUCAACAAUGCGGUCAUCAACGUUAACUACAGCCAACCUACUCUCCAGACUUUGGCUCAGGGUUCAAACAACAGCCUGAUCAGCAAUCCUGUUGUUCUCAGCCAGGCUAACCAAUGGGUCUACUUUGUCAUCCAGAACCAGUUCUUUGCGUCUCAUCCCAUGCACGUCCACGGUCACGAUGUCUCCAUUCUCGGCACUGGUACUGGCACUUUCACCUCCGACCUCGUGAGCUCUCUCAACUUUGACAACCCAAUGCGUCGUGACACAGUCAUGCUGCAGGGCUCUCCGGGUCCUGGUUUCCCUGCUGGUUACACCGUCAUUGGUUUUGAGACCGACAACCCCGGCGCGUGGCUCAUGCACUGCCACAUUUCCUGGCACGUUGAUGGCGGUCUUGCUCUUCAAUUCCUUGAACGACCUGAUGACAUUCCAGCCAAACAAUAUGUUGACCAGGCAUUCGAAGAUGAGUGCUCUGCCCUGGCUGCCUACCAGGAUUCCAACCCUCAAGGCGCCAAGUUGACUGGCCAAUCCGGUCUGAAGGCCCGUGGAUACUCGGAUGAGUUGGACAUUGAGAUCUUCCGCCCCGAUGCGAAGAUUGACAUCAACAAGUACCGCAAGCGAUAUUCCCACCGUCGCCUUCAUUAAGUGGCUAAGAUCCAGGUCGAACGGCAUUUGCACGCAGCAGCAGCGGUGAAGUAAAUAAUGGGAGGAUUCUGGUAAUGCACACUCAUGUACCCUAGCAUAGUUUUUGCCUAUCUUUCGUCAUGUCCAAUUCUGUUCAUUGUAGGAACUGGAGCCCUCUUUCAAAUAUGGUGAUGAGUGCAGCUCCAUCGCCGUCCUUUUCAAGCAUGAUGUCGGGAGUUCUCUGAAUACGAUGCACAAUCUAUCCCCCAAUUCCGCGUGCUGCAGAUUCUUCCGCCAGGGCACAUGAUCUUCCCGCUGGAUCGCAUUUGUAUACAUGUUGCCUCCGUUUCCCCAACUUUUAUGCUGUC